Mucor mucedo is the source of this 724-nucleotide messenger RNA. RefSeq lists its product as uncharacterized. Lineage: Eukaryota; Fungi; Mucoromycota; Mucoromycetes; Mucorales; Mucoraceae. Bases 36 to 347 code for a protein of 103 amino acids. The transcript has 4 exons. The record is from RefSeq and is a predicted model, not a curated record.
CGCAUCUCCCUUAUACACUGAUCUCAAGGUAUAGUAUGCCGAUAAGGGUAUAUUCAACUCAUCGGUGGCCGUUCUUUUCAACAAGUGACGAUGCGGCCGACUAUGAGACAGUAGUUACCAUUCAUCAAAAGCUAAACUCAGUGCCUCGGAUGAUACAGCCCAUGAUUAACACCAGAAAUGCAUCACUUUCGGGUACCUUUCUUGACACACACUGUUUCCGCAUCUUAGAACAAGAAUGUGCAAAGGAGACGUCAAAAGUUCACUUCAAUGCGUCCACAAACUUGUUUCAAGACUUUGACUUAAUUUUCUGGUCCUUGGCAACUGAAAACUCGUAUAAGCCCAACUAAGGAAGACUUUCUAAGCUAAUGACAUAUGACGAUCACGAACAUGACCGCCGUAUUGUAAAGUCAUGCUUGGGAACUACUGAAUGUCCUAAAAGCAGUUGUCCAUAUUAUGGAAGGGUAACUAGACCUCGUACCAGAGAGACUGCUAUAAGACAAAGUAAAUGUCACCACUGAGAGACGCUUUUGAACUGGAUUAAAUGUGAGGUAAAAGUAGAGUAUGUCUUUAAAAUAAAAGCCAGAACUUGUACCAUCUAUGAUGUAUAUUACAAAUAAGAAUUGCAGAAUAAGACACACCCAUGGUUUAUACAACUCUAAGCAUCUUUUACGACAGAAAAGUGAGAACUCGAUAACAUUAUGCAAAAGAAUCCUAUCAUGACGCC